Messenger RNA from Apis dorsata (giant honeybee), 4010 nucleotides. Its product is annotated as glutamate receptor ionotropic, kainate 1. Gene Ontology annotation, biological process: monoatomic ion transport. The transcript is spliced from 20 exons. Bases 871 to 3771 code for a protein of 966 amino acids. Gene Ontology annotation, molecular function: glutamate-gated receptor activity. The record is from RefSeq and is a predicted model, not a curated record. Gene Ontology annotation, cellular component: plasma membrane; postsynaptic membrane. NCBI's taxonomy places the organism in Eukaryota, Metazoa, Arthropoda, Insecta, Hymenoptera, Apidae.
AUUAAAAGAGGGUGAAUCAUCAGAAUGGUGUGAUCAUCAGAGUACGAAGAAGUGGCACACUCGAGAUGUUGAAUAAAGUGUUUGAAUAAGAGUUGAAAGAAGUAAAGAAUUCUUUAACGAUGCGUGUCAGAAAUUUCGUAUCCCAGGUGUGUUGAUCUUUCUUUUCUUUUUUUUUUUCUUUUCUUUUUCUGACAAUCGCCCGGUGAAAAUUGCUGUAAUGUAAGAAUAUAUCCGUCCCUCCUUCCCAUCUCAACUAUGACGACCCGCAGGAUAACGAGAACUCGGCCGGGAUAAUGCGCCGCUAUGGUUAUCAGGACGGAUAUUUCCACGCUCGACGAGAGCAAUAACGAUCGGUUGUAAUUGGCCUAUCAUAUCGGAUUGAACAGAUUCGAUGGGAUCAUCAUCGUGUUCGCCAAAAGGAACUGGUUAGAAUACCCUGAUAAAAUCUCGUCCCUUUCUCUCUCUCUCGUUUCCUCUUGUUUUCGAUUGUUCAUCCUGUGCUUAUUGUGCUCCGUUUUCUCAAAUCGCGAGGAUUUGGUUUCGAGUGAAAAAAGUAUGCUACGAAGGACAAGUCUCGUGCUGUGAACGUCGCAAGUGUCCGGUGAUUCGAGCAAGAUAGAGGUGGUGACUUUCGUUCCAGAUGAAUGUUUAACUUGGUGGAAAUGUGCGGACAAUGAAGGCUCUCCGGGGAUUUGCAUAGACGUGCGCGUGGAAACUCCGACAAUGUGCAAUUCCGUGUUAAAGUGUUCGUGAACGGGUUUCUCGUUAUUCGUACGAUCCUCUCGGCUACCUGUAUCGCAUUCUGCCCAGCAAAGGAAUACGCAAGAACGAUGUCAUAGUCAGGUGCGAGUCGAGUUCACUUGGGGCACAAUGGCACUGUUGUUCGCCAUUAUUGUCAUCCUGGUCACCACUGCCAUGUCGCUGCCGCCGGUCAUCAGAAUCGGUGCAAUCUUCACGGAGGAUCAAAAAGACAGUCCUUCGGAAUUGGCAUUCAAGUAUGCCAUUUAUAAGAUCAACAAGGAUAAAACUCUGUUGGCGAACACCACGCUGGUCUACGAUAUUCAAUACGUCCCUAAGGACGAUUCUUUCCGAACAUCGAAGAAAGCGUGCAAGCAGCUGUCGAGAUCGGUACAAGGGAUCUUCGGCCCAUCCGACCCUCUUCUAGGCGCCCAUAUCCAGAGCAUUUGUGAAGCUCUGGACGUCCCGCAUCUCGAGGCCAGAGUCGACUUCGAGCCAACGUUCAAAGAGUUCAGUAUAAAUCUCUAUCCAUCUCAGGACCAUCUGAACAAAGCCUUCAAAGAUCUCAUGUCAUUUUUAAACUGGACCAGAGUGGCCAUAAUCUACGAGGAGGAUUACGGUUUAUUCAAGCUGCAAGAUCUCGUGAAAUCACCGCCUUCGGCGAGAACUGAGAUGUAUAUUCGCCAGGCAGGACCUGGUUCUUACAGGCAAGUUCUUCGAGAAGUCAGACACAAGGAGAUCUACAAGUUGAUCGUCGACACCGAUCCUGCGCACAUGCAACAAUUUUUUCGUGCGAUCCUCCAGCUGCAAAUGAACGAUUACAGAUAUCACUACAUGUUCACCACGUUCGACAUAGAGACAUUCGAUCUGGAGGAUUUCAAAUACAACAGUGUGAACAUGACUGCGUUCCGUCUUGUGGACCUCGAGGAACCAAAGGUGGCCGAAGUUCUGAGACAGAUGGAACGUUUCCAACCGAUUGGCCACGCUAUCCUCAACAAAACCGGAGUUAUCCAGGCAGAACCAGCUUUGGUGUACGACAGUGUGCAGGUUUUCGCACACGGUUUGGCGGCGUUGGAUCGAAGCCACGACCUGAGGCCCGCCAAUUUAUCAUGUGAAAAAGAGGAGCCUUGGGACGAUGGUUUGUCCCUUUACAACUACAUUAACGCCGCAGGUUUACACGGCCUAACCGGACAUAUCGAGUUCAACGAAGGGAAGCGUAAUAAUUUCAAGCUCGACUUGCUCAAAUUGAAGAAGGAGGAGCUGGUGAAAGUUGGCGAGUGGAAGCCCGGAUCAGGCGUUAACGUGACCGACGUCGGUGCUUUUUACGAGACCAGCGCCACUAAUAUCACCCUGGUCGUUAUGACCAGAGAGGAAAAACCAUACGUGAUGGUAAAGGAGGACAAGAAUCUGACAGGGAACGCGAGGUUCGAGGGAUUCUGCAUCGAUUUGCUCAAGUGGAUCGCUAAUCAGGUCGGGUUCCAGUAUGCCAUAAGAUUGGUGCCUGAUCACAUGUAUGGCGUUUACGAUCCAAAGACCAAGGAGUGGAAUGGAAUCGUUAGAGAGUUGAUGGAAAAGAGAGCGGAUCUGGCCGUCGCAUCCAUGACGAUCAAUUACGCUCGGGAGAGCGUGAUAGAUUUCACCAAGCCAUUCAUGAAUCUCGGUAUCGGAAUUCUGUUUAAGGUGCCCUCCAGCCAGCCAACGCGGUUGUUCUCCUUCAUGAACCCGUUGGCCGUUGAGAUCUGGCUGUACGUGCUGGCCGCGUACAUGCUUGUGAGCUUCACCCUCUUCGUUAUGGCUCGAUUCAGCCCGUACGAGUGGAACAAUCCACACCCGUGCCUGGGGGAGAGCGACAUCGUCGAGAACCAGUUUAGCGUCAGCAACAGCUUCUGGUUUAUUACCGGCACGUUCCUCAGGCAGGGCAGCGGGCUCAACCCCAAGGUUUCCGCUCGAACGCCGUCGAGGCUGUUCUCGUUCAUGAAUCCUCUCGCCGUGGAGAUUUGGUUAUCCAUGCUGGGCGCUUACGUGAUGGUCUCCCUAACGAUUUGGAUAGUGGCGAGGUUCUCGCCUUACGAGUGGGUGGAACCUACACCCUGUCCGAGCUGCAAAUGUCCGCUACAGGGUGGUCACGUGAGCGCGUUGGAUCCUGACAGCGACGACAUUCCUCUGCUGAGGACGGUCAACGAGUUCACCCUGGCCAACAGCUUCUGGUUUACGGUCGGCACGCUUAUGCAACAGGGCAGCGACCUCAACCCCAAGGCAACAAGCACGAGAAUAGUUGGUGGAAUCUGGUGGUUCUUCACAUUGAUCAUCAUCUCAUCUUACACGGCAAAUCUGGCUGCGUUCCUCACCGUCGAGAGAAUGAUCACGCCGAUCGAGAACGCAGCUGAUCUCGCUGAACAAACGCAAAUCUCGUAUGGAACGUUAGAGGGUGGAAGUACAAUGACGUUUUUCAGGGACUCGAAGAUCGGUAUAUACAAGAAGAUGUGGGAGUUCAUGGAGUCGAAAUCGCCCUCGGUUUUCGUGAAAAGCUACGAAGAUGGGGUGAAGAGGGUGCUCGAGGGUGACUACGCUUUCCUGAUGGAGUCGACAAUGCUCGAUUAUGCUGUACAACGAGAUUGCAAUCUCACGCAAAUCGGGGGCCUGUUGGACAGCAAAGGCUAUGGAAUUGCCACUCCGAAAGGCUCACCCUGGAGGGAUAAAAUAUCUCUGGCGAUUUUGGAGCUACAGGAGAAGGGUGUGAUACAGAUUCUGUACGAUAAGUGGUGGAAGAAUACCGGGGACGUGUGCAACAGGGACGAGAAGAGCAAGGAGAGCAAGGCGAACGCGUUGGGAGUUGAAAAUAUCGGUGGUGUCUUUGUCGUGCUGGUUUGCGGCCUGGCUCUGGCCAUCCUCGUCGCAGUCCUCGAAUUCUGCUGGAACUCGAAGAAGAACGCCCAAUCGGACAGGCAGGAGGGUGGAGCAUUGUCGAUGACGGAGAUGAAGAAAUCAUUGAGCUUCGAUCAAGUGGGAGCGGCCCGUGGCGGGAACACCUAGCACAGGCCUCAUCCUCAUCUUCAUCCUCAGCAGCAGCAACAGCAACAACAACAACCGCCACCGUGCAAAGCCACGCCCACGCACACACGUCACACACACUGCCACUCACAUUCACACAGCCACAGUCACAGCCAUACGCACAAACACCAACCACCCCCACCGAGGCAGAGACGGGGCUCUUCAAGCAUCGUCUUGGGUCAAGGAGGUGACCAUCCUGAGAGUAUUCUCUGGAGAUUCGA